AGUUCAAUCCAACAUGGUUGUGUUUCGGCCUGAUCCGUGCGGUAUCACCUGCAUAAUAAUUACUUACAUCGCAGUUCUUUACGCCGAUUAUGUCGUCGUCCGACAUUUGGUCAUCCCUUCGAUGUCUGAGACUUUCUGGGGUGCUGUCCAUGUGGUGGUGUUCAACACGAUUCUGUUCCUGCUGACAAUAUCUCACAUGCGGGCGGUCAUGUCUGACCCCGGGGUGGUGCCACUCCCCACCACCAGUAUCGACUUCUCCGACAUGCACUCAGGGAAGCAGACCAAGUGCUCGGGCGAUGGAUGGACUGUUUGUAUGAAGUGCGAGACGUACCGGCCGCCACGAGCUCACCACUGCCGCGUCUGUCGUAGGUGCAUCCGAAGAAUGGACCAUCACUGUCCGUGGAUCAACAACUGUGUUGGAGAAUUUAACCAAAAGUUUUUUAUUCAGUUUUUAUUUUAUGUAGGGAUGUCAAGUGUUUAUGCUGUUACCAUGGUGAUAGUGGCCUGGAUAGUGGAUCCCACCCCUGUUGAAAGUAUCCGCCAUAUCAAAUUAUUGCAUUCCAUAAUUCUGGUGAUAGAGUCCAUACUAUUUGGCCUGUUUGUUAUAGCAAUAGGAUGUGAUCAGAUAUCGUCAAUUUUGAAUGACGAAACUGCUGUAGAGCAUGUGAAGCGAGAGGGGCCACGUCGUCAGAAGAAAUCAACGAUGGCUUUGUUCCAAGAAGUGUUUGGUAGAGGUCACCCUCUGGUGUGGCUGUGCCCUCUGCACUAUGACCCUGUGACCCCAGAAGUGCCCAUGCAUUACAAUGUGUGACAUGUCAGAGGUCAAGGUCAAGGUUGGCUGUGUGAAUGUGAAGGAUGCCAGGACGGAUAUGUUUUUAGUAUUUAUCACUUUGAUGUGUCACCGUACAAGGAAUCGGUUGUCAGUCAUUGCAUAUAGAGCUGGCUACAGCAAGUUUUUUUACAUGAUCUGUGAGCUGUUGUCAGUGAAUUUGACCCUAUUUUAUCUGCACCCUUAGACACACUGGUGCCCAUGUGGGCUGCAGCACAUGUAUACUCAACAAUAAAAGUUACUGUCAUCAGGUUCUUAUGGCCUCAGAAAUAUGUCUUUUUUAGAGUAGUCAAGAGGACUAGUGUUAACCUUAUUUCACUAGUCCUCAGAGUCUGUAACUAGUCCUGCUUGAACAUGACACAAAUGCUUUCUAGCGUUUCUUUACAUUUGCUGUCAGUUCUGUUCAGUUUCAAUUUGUAGCCAAAUUAAAGCAUUGGGAACUGGUCAGUGAGGACAACCAGCACUGGCUUCUUACUUGUCCUCCGCACAGUGGAGUAGUCAUGGGCUAGUGGGAAUUUUAAAGGCUGUUAUGCUCAUACUGUGAUAUUAAAAUCAACAAUAGUAAACUCUUUCUUCAAAGACAUCAAGUGUUUCCAGGGCAUUGGAUAGCUUUUUCAUUUGUCAUGCUGAAGGCCGAGUUUCAUUGCCCCAAAUAGGUACAAUGUGUGCAGCAAUCUACAUGGUAUUGCUGGAAUAUUGUUAAAAGUGAUUUGUGUGUUCUUUACACAAGCUUUUAUAAAUAGUGUGGCCAUGGUCAUUAUAAGUAUAUGGAUUCUGUGGUAUUUGGUUGGCAUUUGAUUGGCAUUUUAUUGGCUAACUGAGCAAUUUUUUCCUAUUAUUGUUUCCCACUAACUGACUAAAAUCCGGGUUAGAAUAGGUCUUCAAUAACGUAUGCUUGCCGUAAGAGGCGACUAAUGGGAUCGUGUGGUCAGACUCACUGACUUGGUUGAUGCCUGCCAUAGUAUCCCAGUUGCGUAGAUCAAU
Molecule: messenger RNA, 1813 nt
Organism: Haliotis rufescens (red abalone)
Lineage: Eukaryota; Metazoa; Mollusca; Gastropoda; Lepetellida; Haliotidae
Product: palmitoyltransferase ZDHHC3-like
Exons: 8
Coding region: 14-811 (265 amino acids)
Biological process (GO): peptidyl-L-cysteine S-palmitoylation; protein targeting to membrane
Cellular component (GO): Golgi apparatus; endoplasmic reticulum
Molecular function (GO): protein-cysteine S-palmitoyltransferase activity
Source: RefSeq, a predicted model, not a curated record